AUCGCUUGCCAAAAUGACGGACAGUUCUCGUGGCAGCAUGGGGUAAUCAGCUUCAAUUUGUUCUUACCUGCAUUGGAUACUCGGUUGGAUUGGGUAACCUGUGGAGAUUUCCGGCAAUGGCCUACGAGAAUGGAGGAGAUUUAUAAAACCGCAUUCCUCAUUCCUUAUGUGAUUUGCUCCGUUCUUGUCGGACUUCCAUGCCUAUAUCUUGAGUUGUUCAUUGGUCAGUUCACUCAAUCUGGACCAUCGAGAGCAUUCUGGUACUUCAUGCCAACUCUACAAGGUAACCAAGCAUGGGAGCGCUUU
Ostertagia ostertagi is the source of this 306-nucleotide messenger RNA. NCBI's taxonomy places the organism in Eukaryota, Metazoa, Nematoda, Chromadorea, Rhabditida, Trichostrongylidae. The record is from the annotation of a GenBank genome assembly.